Dichotomopilus funicola is the source of this 1452-nucleotide messenger RNA. Its product is annotated as chromate transporter-domain-containing protein. The transcript has 4 exons. Gene Ontology annotation, biological process: chromate transport. Gene Ontology annotation, molecular function: chromate transmembrane transporter activity. The record is from RefSeq and is a predicted model, not a curated record. Lineage: Eukaryota; Fungi; Ascomycota; Sordariomycetes; Sordariales; Chaetomiaceae. Bases 1 to 1452 code for a protein of 483 amino acids.
AUGACCACUCAACCGACAACACCAGAACCGACCAUGGCCGUGUCGCACGGUGAGAAACGGGACGAGGAGUCUCAAAAGAGUUCCCCAGUCCAGCCCGAGACCAAGGAGGCCGCCACUGAUGCCCCAUCCGAAGAUGACGACCAAGGGCUGCACGAUAACUCGAACGUCCCCCAGCUAUCGUACCUGAAGCUGUUCUGGUUCUUCUUCUACAACUUUGGUCUCUUCGCCUGGGGCGGCCCUGUUGCGCAGAUCGCCUUGAUCAAAGACAAACUUGUGACCAAGGACAAGUGGAUCAGCCUCCCUCGCUUCCAGCGCGUUUUUUCUGUUUACCAGAUCCUUCCGGGCCCGGAGGCCGCCGAGUUGUGCAUGUUUUUCGGCUGCUUGUCUGCGGGUAGGAUAGGCGGUAUCAUUGCGGGCAUGGCAUUCAUCCUUCCAGGUUUUCUGUUAAUGCUCCUGGCCAGUUAUGUGUACACGCUAGCUGGUUUCGACAACAUAUACUUCAAUGCCUCCUUUCGGGGCCUGCAGCCUAUCGUCGCAGCAAUGAUGUUGAGAGCAACUCACAAGAUCGCCGAACACUCUGUGAUGAAGCAUGGCACGAAGAAGAUCGACCCGUUUCUCGUUAUCGCGGCCGUUUGUACAGCCAUCAACUGCGCACUUCGCCUAAAUAUCUUCAUCUCCCUCGGCUUGUACGGCAUAAUCUACAUGUUCAUCGCGCGCCGCCUCUGGAUCCCCGCCGCUGUGCUCUUCGUCCUGCAAUACGUCGGCUAUGCAAUCUACGCCGUCUUCCGCGGCGUACCAUCGCCGGUGUCGCUCGCCCUUGGCGUCGCCCGAACGCCGUCGCUGAUCAACCUCUUCGUGCUGGGACUGGUGUCCGGCGCGCUGUCGUUUGGCGGCGCGUAUACCGCCAUCCCAUUCGUGCAGGUAGAGGCGGUCCUCUUGGGCGCGUGGCUCCCGCAGAGCGUGUUCAUCGACGGGAUUGCCAUCGGUAAUAUCCUGCCGGCGCCGCUCGUCAUCUUCGCGACUUUUGUCGGUUUCCAGGGCGCGUAUCUGGAAAAUGCGUCUCUGGGCAACGCGUUCGCAGGUGCAGUCAUCAUUACUCUAGGGAUGUUUUUCCCUUGUUUCCUGUUUACCAUUGCUGGACAUGAGCUGUUGGAGAAGUUGGUCCAGAAUCAGUUCCUCGCUAGCUUUUUCGACGGUCUCUGUGGCUCGGUCAUUGGUGUUAUCGCCAUGAUCGCAGUGCAGAUCCUUAAAGCCAGUGUCGAAGGCAGUUUGGACAGAGUCAAGGACAAGACUCUUGGUGAGGCCGUUACGGCAACCGCUCAGGUUGGCCCAGCGGCAGUUAUUUAUGUGCUUGCCCUGGCAGUUCUCUACAAGUUCACCAACAAGUACACCUCGCUCUUCUUGGUUAUCGCGGGCGGGGUUGCGGGGCAGUUCCUCUUUGUCGACCUCUAA